AUGCCUACCUACUUCGCGCGUGGCGUCUCGGUGCGCCUGGGCGCGAUUCCGCUCGGUGAUACGACUACAGCAAAGAUCAUACUGAGAAAGGGAGAGGCAGCCAAGCAGCAGUCUGCAUUAGCUGAAAAGAGGCUGUUGAGGAGCAAGCUAUUGAAGGAAGAGCAGGUGCCUUUCCCCGGUGAUGACGCCGCCUUCCAGCUCAACUGGCUCGCACAAGCGCCUUUCAUGCAGACCCGGGUCGGGAGUGACAUAUACGAAGAGGAAGCUCCUGGGGACGCACAGGGUGCGCCGAAGGAUAUCUCGCAGCUCACACUGAAAGCACUUACCCUCCACGUCAACCUCUCCGACCAGACCUAUGUCUCCGGCCUCUACAACCAGAGAACAUCGCUCAAGAUUGAAGUCUUCUUCAAUGGAACACUCGCCGCGUGUUUGGCCAUGCCCAACUACGACGGCAAAUCUGGCUCGAAAGACCAUCACCAGGUCUUCGCGGGCACUAGAGUCGACUUUCUCGCUGAGCGGCCAUGGAUCAUCCUACCACCCGGAGUCGCCGCAGAUGGCAGUACUGCGAAGAACAACACACCACCUUCGGUAGAACAGCGAUGGCAACACAUUGGUCAGGCGCUCCAAGCUGAAGCACGCGAGCGGGGUACCGACGAACAAGGCAACAUUCCUCCCACUGCCGAGUUCCUCAACGCGCUUGCGACAACGCAGAUGCCGGAGCAGGUAUACACUAUGCAGAGGCCAGGUGGAAAGACUUUCGGGGUCAUCGACGUAGUCAUCACAUCUGGAGAGGGUAGGAAGCUCACUAGCGGCGUGGGCUAUUUAAAGGCACCGAAGCGCAUGAUCGACGAGAGUUACCCGUUCGUGCUUGGAGCCGAUGGCAGGACUAUGCAACUACGUGUCGAUGCUCCUAGCAAGAGCGAGAGUGACGCGGAACCUCAAGAUACCAUCGAGCCGAGCUCAGAGGUCAUCGACGUGGAUGCAGAAGGAGACAGCGAUCCAGAGUAUGGAUCUCAUACAAAGAGACGGGCUCUCCGGUCCGGAGUGCAGCCGAAGCGAGAUAUGUCACCUGUUUUGCCAUCAGCUCUAACCAUGGAACCCCUGACGCGGUCAAAUCCACCACUCGCUGGUGUCGGAUCAAGCAUUCCAGCACUGAUAGCACCAAACACUACAGAUGCAGGAAUUACGUCUUCACCAGUUCGAAAGAGUGCAGAUACCUCCAACAUACCGCGUGCACCGGAGACUGGAAGAGCGCAUGCACGGGACACAGUAUACAUUCCAGAAGCGGAGCUCACUUCGCGUGCAGGGUUCACUCCGAAGAUGAUGUAUCCAGAUCUGACCCCAAACUCGCACACGACUCACAUGCUCCCAUCACCAUAUACCUUUCAAUUCUCGGAUCCAACACUGGGAGGAGUCGCACCCAGUGAUCUCAUGCGUCAGAUACCGGGCGACAACGCCGGCCUGACGUCUAGUCCGCUCGAUCGCUUUCCCACGGCUUUUCAGGGCCCAGGUUACCAGUACGUAUCACCUUUUCCUACACAUUUACCAGGGCUCAGGCAAGCACCCUCAAGUCAUAGGCCGCAUGCGGGUUCUCUGCCUGGAGAAUCACGUGGUGGCUUACCCGAAAGCCAAUACACGCGUCGAGACUACACCAUGUCCGGUAUGGGGCCCAACUUCUGCGGAGCUCCCGAGAGCUACAAGCCAAACAUGUUACCACAAGUCGCAGACCUCCAUGGAUAUCAGGAAUCUCGGCCACCACACCUGUCAUUUCCGCCGUUUGAUCGCAGACUGUCCCUGCCGUUACCGCCAGCAGAGCACGCGAAGACUGACCUGCCCCUCGCUAUCGACAACCCACAAGAGACCAGCGCUUUCCAACCGAAUGUUGUGUUUAAACAACCCGCAUCGACUGUCAAGAACUCCAAUUUAACGGGUGAACGACCUGAAGUAGAGGAGGUCAAGCUGUAUGGUGACCAGCUGGAUGCUGACUCAAGCAACCAGAGUAUACAUGCAACUGAAUCAAGACUCUCGCGUCGUACAACUUCUAGCAACAACAUUCUUGGCGUACAAGGCCCAAAGGCAAAUCCAUUCUGGUUCGAGGAUCCAGAAGAGAUACUUCGUGAAGCAUCUGCGCGACUACGUCGAUCUCGCUCUUUCGCCAAAUCGAGAAACACGCCUGACGCAGCUCCAUCGUCCAAGAUCGCGAUACCGGUCGUCCAGAACUCUAAGAUCUGGGACACUGCUACAUCUUCCCCUCUAUCCAGCCUACAUACAACUCCUGAGCCUGAUGUGGAGCCCAAUUCAUAUACCCGGUCACCUCAAGCACCUAUUAGAUCGUCUCCUGCAUCUAUUCCGCAAGCGGAUGGCUCAUCGGAACGCAAAAGCUUGCGCGAAUCACGUCGCGGCAAUGAAACCCCGUCCCCAGUGAAGCUCACUUCAACUCUGACGACACCUCAACUUGCGCGCCACGAACCCUCUACACCUCAAUCCUCGGCUACGAAGAAACGCAAGAACCUCCACCGCACCUUACCGAAAGAGCCUCGCAGUCCCACACGUCUGAAGACGAACAGCAACCCAUCGCUGAACCGGGAUUGUGUCAUCGCGUACGCGGAGAGUAAGGACAAGAAGAACAAACAAGGCAUUCUAAGGCAGGUGAAGAGUGAGAGGCAGGGAGUGUUCAGUGAGAACGAUGUCGUUUUUGCGGCCAGAUUCUUCGUGGAGGAAUGA
Molecule: messenger RNA, 2724 nt
Organism: Alternaria conjuncta
Lineage: Eukaryota; Fungi; Ascomycota; Dothideomycetes; Pleosporales; Pleosporaceae
Exons: 3
Coding region: 1-2724 (907 amino acids)
Source: RefSeq, a predicted model, not a curated record